UGAGAUUCGAGCGAUAUUUACAAAUACUUUUAAUACUCCAAGUAACCCUCGCACGAGAACCAGAGAAAUGCAGCAUCGUAUACGAUGACAGCAAAAAUUGCUUAUUGAAGGAGUUACUAAUGAUGAUUGAUCAUAGUGCCAACCAGUUAGCGGUGGAUAAGAACAAAAAUGCCCUGUACUUCAGCCUCGAUAACGGCCGCGGGAAAUUCAGCCCUGCGGUCCUUGACAUAGAUACUAAAAGGCUUACACUACUUGAAGGCGUAAAAGACGCCCUUGCUGUGGCAGUUGACGACGAAACGGGUGACGUCUACUUUGGAGGAAGCAAAGGAAUUUACAAGUUCACGGGGAUACAUAAGAAAGUGCAAAGACUGCAUUUGAACCAAAUUGUUCGGUGGUUAAUUUUAAGAGGAUACAUCUAUUACAUCCAACUAUCAGACUCUAGAGCGUACGUCUACAAAUUGUUUAACAUCAAACGCUUUCGUCAAGUCCAUAAUGUCACUAUGAAUCAGUUCGUUUUUGACGCGGAGCGAAAUGUCUUUUUUAUCAAUGGGACGGGACUUUACAGAGUUUCUAGAUACCAUGACACAGUUAGACUGGUGAGAAAAUCUCCACAUUUCUUCGGGAUGACCACAAAUAAUGACGGGCAAGUAUUUAUAAGUACUGAUGCGAGUAUUUACUAUAUUAAAGGUGGUCUAAGGCUGGUUAAGUAUGCUGAUAUACCAGGUGUUGUGGCGAUGACGUUUGAUAGAUACAACAACAUGAUUUAUUCGGACUCUCGGCAGUUGGUUCGGCUCUUGCCAAUGUCUAAUAAGAAUGGUGUGAAAACUUCAAAUGUUAAUAAUAUUCUUUUGGUGAAGUAGAAAGUGACUAGAUAUUAAGAAUGUGU
Messenger RNA from Cydia splendana, 886 nucleotides. Its product is annotated as ommochrome-binding protein-like. Gene Ontology annotation, molecular function: protein binding. NCBI's taxonomy places the organism in Eukaryota, Metazoa, Arthropoda, Insecta, Lepidoptera, Tortricidae. The transcript has a single exon. The coding region runs from base 120 to 860 and encodes 246 amino acids. The record is from RefSeq and is a predicted model, not a curated record.